Messenger RNA from Solea senegalensis (Senegalese sole), 839 nucleotides. Its product is annotated as probable calcium-binding protein CML21. Bases 92 to 715 code for a protein of 207 amino acids. The transcript has 5 exons. Gene Ontology annotation, molecular function: calcium ion binding; transition metal ion binding. The record is from RefSeq and is a predicted model, not a curated record. Lineage: Eukaryota; Metazoa; Chordata; Actinopteri; Pleuronectiformes; Soleidae.
CUGACAAACGCAGUGUUGUAUCUGGGACGAGGCUGGUGACACAGGCGUGAUCUCUCUUCACUCAGUGAGCAGGAAACUCUAAGCUGCAGCUAUGAAUCGCCUGGAACAGGCCAUCAAAAACAUCGUGGAGGUUUUCCUGGAGUACGCCGAGGAUGACGGCAAGAAACGUCAGUUAAACAAGGACGAACUGAAGCGAUUGCUGGAACGUGAAAUACAAAGCCCUGAAUUAAAAGAUAAAAUCAGUGGAGACGACAUUGACGCAGCCAUGAAGACGGUGGACAUAAACAGCGACGGGGAGAUCAACUUUACAGAGUUCUCUCGCUGUGUGUCUGUGCUGCUCAAAUCCUACUACAACAAGAAAAUAGGCAAGAAAACUGCAGCUAUGGCUCGCCUGGAACAGGUUAUUACAAACAUUGUCGAUAUUUUCCUGGAGUAUGCCGAUGAUGAAGGCAGGAAACGUCAAUUAAACAAAGAAGAGCUAAAGAAAGUGCUGGAGCAAGAAAUACAAAGCCCUGAAUUGAAAGGAAACAUCAAUGCAGAUGACAUAGAACAAGCCAUGACAUUGCUGGAUAAAAACCAUGACGGGGAGAUCAACUUUCGAGAGUUUUGUCGGUGUGUGUCUGAACUGGCCAAAUGUUACUACAACAAGAAGACAGGCAGGGGAGGCAAGAAGAACAAGGGCAGUGAACAAGGUGGUGCAAAGAGUGAAGAUUAAAUCCAGACCCUUCAAAUGUUUGCUGUUAACAAUAACUUAUACACAUAGUGUUGGUUGCAUAUUAUUUACAAAUCUUUUUUGUCUUUGAAACAUGCAUGCACCAUUCAUAGUCUUUGUCUCUCAU